Globicephala melas (long-finned pilot whale) is the source of this 2057-nucleotide messenger RNA. It is a transcript of the gene ZFP36L1, whose product is annotated as ZFP36 ring finger protein like 1. Lineage: Eukaryota; Metazoa; Chordata; Mammalia; Artiodactyla; Delphinidae. The record is from RefSeq and is a predicted model, not a curated record. Gene Ontology annotation, molecular function: mRNA binding; metal ion binding.
CAGAGUUUGACCGCAGGGCUGCUUCAACUUCAGUGUCAAUCAACUUUUUUUCCUCCUCUUCCUCAUUUAAAUAAGUUUAAAGCUCCUCCUCCCCCUCCGGCCCACCAAAUCUGAAACUUAUAUAAAUUGGGCUUCGCGCGCCGCAGCCCGGGAGAGUCAGAAAGGCGAGGGGCGCCGGGAGCAGGCGUGUGGGACUCCAGACCGGAGAGCCGGAGGCUGCGCCUUCCCCGCACCGGGACCUUCACGGCACACCAGAUCCUUGUCCCUGCCCCGUGCGAGCGCCCAGGAUGACCACCACCCUCGUGUCUGCCACCAUCUUCGACUUGAGCGAAGUUUUAUGCAAGGGUAACAAGAUGCUCAACUACAGUCCUCCCGGUGCCGGGGGCUGCCUGCUGGACAGGAAGGCGGUGGGCACCCCUGCCGGUGGGGGCUUCCCCCGAAGGCACUCGGUCACCCUGCCCAGCUCCAAGUUCCACCAGAACCAGCUCCUCAGCAGCCUCAAGGGCGAGCCAGCUCCAGCUCUGAGCUCUCGGGACAGCCGCUUCCGAGACCGCUCCUUCUCAGAAGGGGGCGAGCGGCUGCUGCCCACCCAGAAGCAGCCGGGGAGCGGCCAGGUCAACUCCAGCCGCUACAAGACGGAGCUGUGCCGUCCCUUCGAGGAGAACGGAGCCUGUAAGUACGGCGACAAGUGCCAGUUCGCGCACGGCAUCCACGAGCUCCGAAGCCUGACCCGCCACCCCAAGUACAAGACGGAGCUGUGCCGUACCUUCCACACCAUCGGCUUCUGCCCGUAUGGGCCCCGCUGCCACUUCAUCCACAACGCUGAGGAGCGCCGUGCCCUGGCCGGGGCCCGGGACCUCUCUGCUGACCGUCCCCGCCUCCAGCAUAGCUUUAGCUUUGCUGGGUUUCCCAGUGCCGCUGCCACCGCCGCUGCCACGGGGCUGCUGGACAGCCCCACGUCCAUCACCCCACCCCCCAUCCUGAGCGCCGAUGACCUCCUGGGCUCGCCCACCCUGCCCGAUGGCACCAAUAACCCCUUCGCCUUCUCCAGUCAGGAGCUGGCGAGCCUCUUUGCCCCUAGCAUGGGGCUGCCCGGGGGUGGCUCCCCAACCACCUUCCUCUUUCGGCCCAUGUCUGAGUCCCCUCACAUGUUUGACUCUCCCCCCAGCCCUCAGGAUUCUCUCUCGGACCAGGAGGGCUACCUGAGCAGCUCCAGCAGCAGCCACAGUGGCUCAGACUCCCCCACUUUGGACAACUCAAGACGCCUGCCCAUUUUCAGCAGACUUUCCAUCUCAGAUGACUAAACCAGGGUAGAGAGGGCCGCCCCCCACCUAUCCACCCCCCGCCCCGACCCCGCACCCACAUCCCCUACCCUUCCCUCCCUACCCAUCGAUUCCCGACAAACCCCUACAUUAACAAGGUUAAGCUCAACCCCUUUCCCCCAGGACCUUGGAAUGCCCCCUCCCUCCCCCCUCUUUAAAUGCCCCUCCCCCCCAACAUAAGGACAAGUCAAUUUGUCAAUAGCUUCUUCUGGCUAGAACCCCCCCCACCUCAAUUUUAUAGCCCACUUACCAUGCAUAACAGACAAGUCCCAUAUUUGUCAGUAGAUGCGUUUUUUUUCCAGCUUAAGCCUUAAGUGCCAAAUCACAAAAGAAAAAGCAGUAACGGUUUACAGAAGCAACUUAGUGCCUUGUGAUCUAACUUUGUCACUGUGACUACAUUACCUCUUCAGCGCCAGAGGGCACCCGUGGGCCUCCCUGAGCCUCUGCCCAGGGGGAGGGGGAGGGGGAGGGGGAGGGGGGACUUAGAAGAACCAGCAGCUCCCUCCACUGGCAACACAACUGCACCUUUCCUGAUUCCAGUCUCCCACACACUUCCUUCUCCCCUCUCCCCAGUAACCCCCACCCCCCGCCCCCGCCUUGGGAGAGUUGUUGCCAGACUUGGGUUUUUGGGGAAACCUAGCUUGACAUUCAAAACCUUUUUCUUCCCGACCUGAACCUCUGUUGACUAAUCUUGCCUGGGUUCGUGUAGGUCUGCAGGAAGGAAGACUGCAAAAG